Messenger RNA from Stegastes partitus (bicolor damselfish), 3022 nucleotides. Its product is annotated as ADP-ribosylation factor-like protein 8A. Gene Ontology annotation, molecular function: GTP binding; GTPase activity. Lineage: Eukaryota; Metazoa; Chordata; Actinopteri; Pomacentridae. The coding region runs from base 494 to 1057 and encodes 187 amino acids. Gene Ontology annotation, cellular component: lysosomal membrane. The transcript is spliced from 7 exons. Gene Ontology annotation, biological process: anterograde axonal transport; protein transport. The record is from RefSeq and is a predicted model, not a curated record.
GUCUUCUUUCUCUCUGUGUGAGUCUGUUUGUGUGUUUUCAUGUUUGGUCAUUGUGUGACUGUUUUCUCCGGUGAUUCCAUGUUCUUGUGGGUUCUUGUGGGCUUAGUGUCACUCUGUUCACUUGUUUCACUCUUAUAAAUACAGUCGCUCUGCUGAAGCUUUUAUUUUGUUGUAGCAGAUUUUUUUUCCGGUGUUUUAUUUUGAAGGGCUGCUCCGGAUGCGCUGCGCUGCAUUGCGGAACUCUGACGGCGCUGUGUUCGGAAAAGGCGUAAACACUCCGCAAACAUUAGCGGCUGAAAACAGCGACUCAUCUCGGCCUGUCUGCGGUCCAUGUGAAGCCUGUCGGUGCCGUCGGUCGUCCCGUUACCGUCCGAGGUCGUCGCAGUGACCGUCCGGCAGAGCAGCAGCACCGUCGGGGCGUUAGCCAGCCAGCUAGCCGUAGCCGCCGCUAGCCUUAGCCUUAGCGUUAGCAUUAGCACCAGACGACGGAACCAUGAUAGCGCUGAUCAACAAGCUGCUGGACUGGUUCAAGGCGCUGUUCUGGAAGGAGGAGAUGGAGCUGACCCUGGUGGGGCUGCAGUACUCCGGCAAGACCACCUUCGUCAACGUCAUAGCGUCGGGACAGUUCAGUGAAGACAUGAUCCCUACGGUGGGCUUCAACAUGAGGAAGAUCACUAAAGGCAACGUCACCAUCAAGCUCUGGGACAUCGGCGGUCAGCCUCGCUUCAGGAGUAUGUGGGAGCGCUACUGUCGAGGAGUCAGCGCCAUCGUGUACAUGGUGGACGCAGCAGAUCCAGAGAAGAUCGAAGCCUCCAAGAACGAGCUCCACAACCUGCUGGACAAGCCUCAGCUGCAGGGAAUCCCAGUUCUGGUUCUGGGGAACAAGAGGGACCUGCCAGGAGCUCUGGAUGAGAAGGAGCUCAUAGAGAGGAUGAACCUGUCGGCCAUCCAGGACAGAGAGAUCUGCUGCUACUCCAUCUCCUGCAAGGAGAAAGACAACAUCGACAUCACCCUGCAGUGGUUGAUCCAGCACUCCCGGACCAAGAGGACUUCCUGAGGAAUGACAUCACAGCAGGCCACGCCCACUUCCCCCUGCCUCCCCCUCCCACCAUCCCCCCCUCCCCGUCGUCACGCUCACCUGGAUGCACUGAUACUCAGACCAAAGAGCUGCUCACGUCUGCCCGUCCAGGUUUCCCACCUGGUUCUAAAGUAAAACACAGAGACUGGAGAUCAUUACUCAGAAGCUUUUAUCGGCCGUUUUUAAUUCAACCUCCAGCUUCUGUCUACAAACUGUCUCGAAUCAGAAAAAAAAGGUGUUUUAUUCCAGACGAACACAAAGUUUAGAAAUCUUCUCGUCCAUGAGGUUGUAAAGCAGCAGCAUGAAGUCCACGUCUGAGUCGAGGACGUAGUGAAGCGUUUCCUCUGCUGGUAUUAACCACUAGUUAGAGGUGGUUGUUGUUCAACCUCUAAACAUCUCCAACCAUCUGAUUAGUGGUGUUCAGAGUCGGGUUUAAAUAACCUCCUGCAGCUCUGAUUAAACCAGAGUUUAAUCCAGAGUUUAAUCCAGAGUCACACGAUGAGCUGGAAGCUUCCUGACGGCUUCAUUUAGUGAAACAGACGCUGUUGAGAAACUACAGGAAGCUAACGAGUUCUGAUCAGACCCUACGCUGGAUGUUCUCCUCAGAGCUUCGUUCUUCUCUUCACAGCCUGAACCGUCUUCAGGACAAACCUCUGAAGGCUGCAGGUGGAAUAGAAGUUAAUGUGGAGGUGUGACGAGGCGUCUCUGUUUCACUAAACCAUCCGUCUGCAGCUCAAAGCUCUUCUUCUGGAAGCUGACCUUCUCAGAAACACCUCGACCUGGAGCAGCAGAACUAAAUUAACUGAGACGUUCAGCGCUACGAUAGAACCCGAUUCCGAGCAGAACCGUUGGUGUCGGUGCAUCUUCACGGAUCCAAACAGCAGCUUCCAUCAGAACCGGUUUCCAUCUGCAGGACUUUGAAUCAUCAUCCAGAAACCUGCAGACCUCGUUUUCCUUUGACGGCCAUAGAAACACGCGUUUAGCAUCGUUAGCAUCGUUAGCCCGUUAGCUGCUGUGUGGAUCGGUGCCGGUCUCCCAUGAUCCUCCUCUCCCGCCCCCCCGUCCAUCCUUCACUUUCUAUAAUCCUUCCUGUCUGUUGUAAACUGCUCGUCCUCCUGUUUCCUCUUUUCUUCAUUUUGGAUGUUCUUUCUCUUCCUGGUCGCCAAGCCCCGCCCCCUCGCCGUCGCUCUCUCUCUCUCUCUCCGGCCGAGCGAGGGAUCCAGAACCUUUUUAUUGCACUGUUGAUUUUUGUUUUUGUAAGAUAUUAAUAAUGAGAAUAAUGUUAAUAAUCUUCUUAUGGUGAGCUGAGCGGAGGAGAGGAGGUGGUACUCUACCUGCAGAAGGACAAACGCUAUCGUCUCUGUUCAUAUCUCUGUAACGAGGAGCUUUUUAUUUCUUUUGUAUUAUUAUUAUUUUAUAUUGUUGUUUGUUUUGUUGACUUCAUAAGUCGAACCAGUGUUUUCUGCUCUGACGCCGCUGCUGAUUGGACCAGAGGUGUCAUGUGACCUCCCGCCUGCUCUGUUGAACGUGAGCCGAUUUCAGAACUUCGUUUUCUUCUUCACGACGACCGCGAGCGAAAAGAAAAGUAGUGGCUUUAAAAUGACAGCGGAAGAACAAAUUCCUUCGAUCUCCUGAAAGCUUUUGGGAGUUUUUCUUGUGUAGCAGUUAAAAAAUGUUAAAACUACAAAUAGAAUAAAAAGUCAAGUUCAUGUAGUUUCUUGGUGAAUGUUUCCUUUGCUGCAGCAGAAGAUUUUAGUCGUAACUGGAGUUUCAAUCGUUCAGGCUGAUAAUGAAUUAACUCUAUUGUGCAUUAAAACAGUUUAAUCAGAUUAUCGUUGUGAUUCACGUCAAAAUAGAAACGCGUUCAACACCAAUCUUCUUUAAACACCAACAAUUAAACUGCUUCUUUAUUCAUUAAAGCUCAACGUUUUUAAUCAAACUUAA